CCUGAGGAGGAUCUGGAGGAAUUUGCUCUCGCUGAAAUGGAAAAGGUCAUCUCUUGCUACCUCCAAGAUAGCUUUUUAUCGUCUUGGCUUUUACUGUGUACCAGCCUGGGUCUCGGGGUUUCUCGCCCCAUGUGUGACCUUCGAUGCCGGAGCCCGCCCGGCGGUUUCACCUCUCUCUACCUGACCCAAUGGUAUCAAUCUCGCUCCGCCAUCGACCUCGCGCCUCGCAUGAAGCUCCUCAGCCCUCGCAACUUUGCCUUUCUCCUCAGCCAAGACUGCUCAAUAACGAGUCGAUCAUCCUGCUUUCAUCUGUCCAACCACUGCCGUUCGUUGCAUGGGCUCAUGGAGGAGUACAAGUACGAGCCUCUCGACCUGGAGAGUCCUGCAAUCCGGCUACUCCGCCUGCAUCAUGGAGUCGCCAGCGACAUAUCUUGCGAGCUAUUCCAAGCGGAGCUACACCAACGACAAGACAGUGUCUCAUACGAAGCCCUUUCAUACACAUGGGGCUCUUCUGAUCUCUCGAAGAGUAUUCGUGUCAACGGACAUAUGAUGAAAAUCACUCAAAAUCUCCAUGAAGCGCUGCUACAUCUUCGCAAAGAGGAUGAAGACCGUAUCUUGUGGAUUGAUGCAGUCUGCAUCAAUCAAGCCAACUUGAAGGAAAGAGGACAUCAAGUCGCACAGAUGGGAGAUAUUUACAAAGAAGCCGAUCGUGUGAUUUUCCGUCUUGGCAUGGGGUCACACGCGACGGAUAUCUUCAUGGAAUCUCUGCGGUUGCUGCAACAAGCAAGCACGAAGCAUGCUUGUAGGACUUGGUCGCGUUACGACGGCCGCUGGGAGCAUCUUUGGGAUUCUUCCCGGUCAUGCUUGAAGCUGUUAUAUCCCGAUUUCCAGGACUUGGAGAAGAGAGGUCUGGAGGAACUCCUUGGCCGUCCAUGGUUUCGCCGGGUGUGGAUUCUGCAGGAGGCGGCUUUUGCCCAGGCCGGUAUCAUCUCUUGCGGCACGAAGUCUAUGUCGGCCCGCCUGUUUACUCUUGCUCCUCUGCUCCUGGACAUUACUCCAGAUGCUCAUUGUCAAUCUGUGAUUGACAUCAUGCCAUCUCAAUGGAGAAAUGCUUCGUGGUUGAGUGCAAAUCGAAGUCUCUACACGCUCUUGGGCGCUUUUGGAUGUAGCGAAGCAACCGAAUCGCGAGACCUCAUUUACGCCCUACGGGGCAUAUCUUCCGAUGUGAGGGACACGGCCAUCCUGGUGCCUGAUUACAAGAGACCGGAAAGCGAUAUUGUUCAUGAGCUCUUCAGGUAUAUCUAUUCCUGUAAACCGGACCAUUUGGAACCUUCACUGCGACCGCAGUCGAUACGACACUUAACAACCGCCUUGCACAAGCACAUCGAUGACCAGUGGUUCUUAAGGCUAGCGCAAAGUUCACUCGAGUGCAACGAGAUGGAGGCACUUCUGACGAGGCCCGAACUCACAGUCAGCCAGGAGAUCUUCAACGCUGUAGCAGAAACCGACAGAAAUGGCAAGACAGUCGAGGUGCUGCUGCGCCGCCGCCGAGAGGAAGUCAGCAUCGGCGAGGCUUUGUCAUAUGCUGCAAAGAAUCCCUACGCCGCCGCAGAGGUCUUGGAUUGCUGUCUUCAAUACGAGAGUCUCGUCAUCACCAACAAAGUGUUUGCUGAAGCUGCAAAAAACUCGCAAUGUGGCUUGGAGGCAGUUGAAUUUCUUUUCACCCUGUCGGCCACAGAAUCCAGCAUAAUGGCAGUCUUGAACGCGGUGUGCCACAAUCGAUCGAAUGAUAUGAGACAGAAGAUUCGGGAUCUGGUGCGCCAGAUACGGCAGUAA
This is a messenger RNA of Trichoderma reesei QM6a, 1836 nucleotides long. RefSeq lists its product as uncharacterized. NCBI's taxonomy places the organism in Eukaryota, Fungi, Ascomycota, Sordariomycetes, Hypocreales, Hypocreaceae. Bases 37 to 1836 code for a protein of 599 amino acids. The record is from RefSeq and is a predicted model, not a curated record. The transcript is spliced from 3 exons.